Schistosoma margrebowiei is the source of this 764-nucleotide messenger RNA. The record is from the annotation of a GenBank genome assembly. NCBI's taxonomy places the organism in Eukaryota, Metazoa, Platyhelminthes, Trematoda, Strigeidida, Schistosomatidae.
CAUACGUUUACAUUAUUAUAAACCUGUAUUACAUGAAAACAUGGAAUAAUCCACUUCCCCUUAGUAAACCUGAAGAGUUAUUAAUAACAACCGAAAUUCCAUUAGAAGAACCAAAAGUGAUUCGAACGCAUCAAUUAUAUCCUUUCACUUCACCAAUGAACAGAAAUUCAUGCCAUGUUAUUUAUGAUGACGGUGUACAUAGUGAUUGUUGUGUAUGGUCACCUGAUCCGUUAAUCAAUGGUCCAGCAAGAUGUGGUUGUUUUAUGGCAACUAUUCUAGCUAUAUUCAGUAUCAUAUUAUUACUUAUUGGGAUAAUUUUAACCAUACUACAUUACGUAAUCGGUAUGGAAUUUUACACAAUUAACCGUGGUCAAACUAUUGGUCCAUUACUAUUAGGCCUCACAAUUAUACCACUUAUAUUCAUGAUCUACUUCAUAUGCAUAGCUAGGCACAAAAUAACUGAUUAUGUUGAACAGUUAUCGUUGAGUUACCUUGCCAAAGAACGAAUAGCUUAUAGACAACAUCAGGCAGAAUUAGCACGAAGUUCAAUUGGAUUACAAAACUCAUCUAGAUACAGUUAAUAAACCAAGAGAAAAAUCCACUGGCUAAACUAAUCUCAUUCAACAUUUGAUCUUUUUGUGAAUUUCAUUUAAAUAUUUUGUAAUCUACAGUAAUUGAUUCAUUCAAUCUAAAACAUUAUCAAGGUGAACCUUAUUUAUCAAAACAUUACAGAUGAAAGAAUUUACACAAAAGGGGUUUUCAUU